AUGAAUACAACUAGUCCCGUAGUACAAACGGACCCACGAACGUCGAUUGAGAAAAUCUCGGAGCGUCAGAGAAAUGUGUUGGUAAAGAAUCCUAAGAGAGAUGUGCCUCGGAAAGAUAUGCCUGGGCAUUUUCACUCUGAUAAACUAGCCAGCACUGAAGAGCAACCAAAGGAAUUGCCAACAGAAACACAGCACAAUAAAGACGGACAGUUAGCUCCAUCUACGAGGGAACCGGACCGUCCCGUAGAGAUACUUAACAAGGAGGAUAAUGCUACUCGACCGAAAGAAGGUAGUGGUGCAGAGGGUGAAAAGACCAUCAUAGACCUCAAGGAUACCGUGGAUACCGAUGAGACUAUUACUUAUGCUCCAGCGGUUACGCACGAAAUCAUUCAGCCACAAGUGCACGAGAUUCUGGAAGAACAGAUAUACCGCGAGAUCCACAAUCAUGACGUAUACCAUCGAAUCCAACCUGUUUAUGAGGUUGAGAUCCUUCCUGCCCGUCAUUUUGUCCCCGGACCCAACGGUGGCCUGGUUGAAGUACCCGAGGAUUCUAUCCCAGAGUGUACAGGUGAGAAUCAAAAAUGGCACGUUAGCAACAGACCGGCUCGCGAUGCGUCGUUACCAGAUACUCUACGUCAGCCAGAGUCUAUAGUUGAAAAUAACGCUAUUCGCGAGCCUGAGCCUGAGCCUAUUGAUAAAGAAGCUGAAAAGGGGGACGAUCUCGAGCUUACGAAGACCCAAACCACCAUCGACAACCAAGAAUUCAAAGACGUGUACUCUGAUAGCUGGCAAUCUAGUGCUGCUCGCAUAUUCUAG
Messenger RNA from Daldinia childiae, 816 nucleotides. RefSeq lists its product as uncharacterized. The record is from RefSeq and is a predicted model, not a curated record. The transcript is spliced from 2 exons. Lineage: Eukaryota; Fungi; Ascomycota; Sordariomycetes; Xylariales; Hypoxylaceae. Bases 1 to 816 code for a protein of 271 amino acids.